AUACCUUGGAGGGAGAGAGAAAAGAGGAGUAAAGGAGUGGGUGUUGGGAAAGAGAAAAGAGGGAGAGGGAAGCGUGUGUGUGUGAGAGUGAGAGAGCUGAUUAGAUUGGAGAGAGCCAAGGAGGUAUGGCUGUACUAUUGAGCAGAGAGGGAGCGUGACUGAGUGAACGCAGAAUCACAGCAAAGUCCUCAAGACGGCGGAUGGACUGGACCUAAAUCAACAAACUGACAAAGAAAAUCUGGAUGGAUACCAUGUAUAAAGGAUGAAGUAUUUGCCUUAAUGAGCGAGUAUCUCUGCAUCAGUGUUGCAAGGAAUCCACCGGGAGAAAAAGGAAGGAAAAAAAAUCAAAAACGGACAACUCGUUUCUCUCUCUUGGAAGGAGAGCUGUGAGCCGGAACAGAGUCAACGGUGGGACUCAGAGGGAUUUUAAAUAUACUCUCAUGCCGGGGUGUGUGUGAGUCAGUGUGUGUAAGCUGAUAAUAGCAGCUCCAUUGGUAUUCAGCGGAGGGAGCUCCAGGAUCUCGCUGCGCCUUUUCCCCAGGAUGGGAUCACAGAGCAGGGAUUGUGCUUGCCUGAGGAGAGCCCACUGAAAUGGACCCAAACCCUUGGAGCAAUGGACACCAAAUGGGCAGCAUGGAGACCAACGUGUUCCCUUCAGCAGAAAGCUUUCCACACCUAAGCGCCUCCACCAACUCCAGCCAUCCACUCAAGCCAGGGCUAAGCCUGCAGAGUUGAAGUAGGGGUUUGCCUGGAGCUGUCUGCAGAAAACAGAGAUAAGAAGGCCUCAGAGGAGUCAACGUGUUACAAACCAGUCAAUGCGUUGAGCAAUUAAGCUGCUUGAACUUCAUCCGCAAUGAAAUAUGAUGCAGUGAUGCUUGAGCAGUGGUUCAGAGCUUUUGGACGUGUGUGGAUUUAUCAGCUGGAUAUUUUGUUGAGGUUACGACACUUUGGGGCGCAUUUCCGAGCUGGAUCACUUUCCCCACAUUCGUUUGUGGGCAAAAGCGAGUAAUUGAAAAUUAAACCCCUGGAGGCUAGUUUUAUUUUAUUUUUUUUUUUUCCGAAGGAGCAGCUUGUAUGUUUUUCCUCAGAUUUCCUGUUCUUUCUCUUACAUUGCAGAAAAAUACAUUAUGAAGCAGCACCAUUCUUCUUCAUCCUCCCUCAGUGACGGAGAGGGAAGAGGGACACACUGUCCAGAAUAGAUAACGAGUAAGAAGACAGCCGCUGAGAAAGAGGAGGGUGGGGUGGGGUGGGGGGGCAGAAAACAGAGGGACAGGUGGAGAAAAUAACAGAUAAAAGGGUACAGCCAAAAAGGAGAGAGUCAGAGAAAAUAGCAGAAUUAACUUGGAUUGUCCACAAUCCUCUUUUUUUUUUUUUAGACCUUCUGUAAUUUGUCUGGGCUGUUUUGGGGAGUAGUUAACGCCAUGGGUGGGAAGAUUUCAGCCAGAGGUGAGGGGUGGCUUGAGCAGAAGUUGAGGUUUAUGUCUGGUCUGAAGCUGCUGGCUCUGCAUUGCUGGUGUUUGAACCAAACUAUGGCCCAGUAAACAGACACCUGUAAGGAUUGACAGAGAAGCUCUGUGACAGAAAGGAAGACAGCUACACAGCCUAAGUGUCAGGCAAAAAGGCAGCAGACACCCGGAGCUGGCAGAGCCGGCGUUCUGCAUUUCAUUGUCAUUCCGCUCUGUUUUCAGAGGAGUUAAGAAGAGAAGAGAAGCAUUCAUGUGUUUGUGGCUCCUUCAGCAUCCAUCCAAGUCAGUGGCCCCCCCUCCUCACUGCCUAAUAUACAGCAAAGGAGGGUUGGUACUAAAAAGGAAAUCCAGGUUGGAAAGAGAGAGGGUGGGAGGCAGAGAGAGCGGGAGAGAGCAGGUGUCAGAAAUCCUCCCCUUCAUCUGCUUGUCAUUUACUUCUUUAUGCUCGUUCGUUUUUUGGCAAGGCGAUUGAUUUUCUGAUGCUGCCGUUACUUCUAUAAGCCCUCUGCAGUCCCUGGGUGAAAGCAAGACUGAGUAGAGCAGAACAAGACCACAACAACAAACAAAAGGGAAAAGGAAAAGAUGGAGCCCUUCUCAUUGACUGACUUUUCAACCCCUCCUUUUCCUAUUUGUCGAGAUGGCCUCUUGUUAUUUUUUCUCUAAGUAAAGGAAAAGAAGAAAAACACCCACCCAAUCAAUCCCUCAUUCUGUUUUGUACACAAGGACUGAACCUCCCUUUUCAUCGGCUGUUUCUCUACAUGGAUUAUUUUUUCCUCUGAGUUCUAAACACUGGAUUGCUCCAGAUUUCCUCCAUACGGCCUCCCCUCUAAUGACAAGGGCCAAUUCCUGUAAUUCCCCCUGCAGGCAUCCAUCCGCUUCACCCCUCGGUCGAGGUGCAGGAACUCUGUGGACCCGGAUCCCAGUGCCCUUGUUGACUCACCACCACAGCUAUAAUAUGGCACAGUCCCUCUGAUCCUGCCUGAUUUAUUCUGUGGUGGUACAGGCAGCCAGCAGACCGUUCUCCAUGAGAAGCAGUAGAAGAUGCCGGCUCUGCCAGCGCUGCUGCUGUCAAUACGCUUCCUCUCCUUCCUGCUAGUGACAAUGCCACCACUCUCCCUCACUCAGGCCCCUCUACUUUCCUCCGUACGCAUGGCUGCCAUUCUGGAUGACCAGUCAGUGUGUGGGCGCGGGGAGCGGCUGGCGCUGGCCUUGGCCAGGGAAAACAUCAACAGUGUGAUAGAGGGUCCGGUGCGAGCCCGAGUGGAAGUGGACAUAUAUGAGCUGCAAAAAGACUCCCAGUAUGACACUACUGACACUAUGUGCCAGAUUCUACCCAAAGGCGUCGUCUCUGUGAUCGGUCCAGCCUCCAGCCCCGCUUCCGGCUCUACUGUCAGUCACAUAUGUGGAGAGAAAGAGAUCCCUCAUGUUAAAAUUGGUCCAGAGGAAACUCCCCGCCUCCCAUACCUGCGCUUUGCCUCAGUUACUCUGUACCCCAGCAAUGAGGACCUGAGUCUGGCCAUAGGUUCCAUCUUACGUUCGUUCAGCUAUCCCUCUGCCAGUUUGGUCUGUGCAAAGGCUGAAUGCCUCCUGAGAUUGGAGGAACUAGUCCGCCGUUUUCUCAUCUCACGGGAGACACUGUCUGUCAGAAUGCUAGAUGACAACCUGGACCCCACUCCCCUCCUAAAGGAGAUCCGUGACGACAAAGUAGCCACCAUCAUCAUCGACGCCAAUGCUUCUGUCUCUUAUCUCAUCCUCAAGAAGGCCUCAGAGCUGGGGAUGACAUCAGCAUUUUAUAAGUACAUCCUCACCACCAUGGACUUCCCCCUUCUGAGGCUGGAUGAUAUCGUGGAUGAACAUUCCAACAUUUUGGGUUUCUCUAUGUUUAACACCACACAUCCAUUCUAUUUGGAGUUCAUCAGGAGCCUGAAUCUUUCAUGGAGGGAGGGCUGUGAUUUGACGUACCCUGGCCCUGCGCUCUCUUCAGCGCUGAUGUUUGAUGCCGUACAUGUGGUUGUGGGGGCGGUCAGGGAAUUGAACCGCAGUCAGGAAAUUGGAGUAAAGCCCCUGAGCUGCACCUCGCCUCAGAUCUGGCAACACGGGACCAGUCUCAUGAAUUAUCUGCGCAUGGUGGAGUACGAUGGCCUGACGGGGCGAGUGGAGUUCAACAGCAAAGGUCAGAGAACCAACUACACCCUGCGGAUCCUGGAGAAAUACAGAGGAGGCCACAAAGAGAUUGGGAUCUGGUACUCCAACAACACUUUGGCGAUGAACUCCACUAGUUUGGACAUUAAUGUCUCAGAGACGCUGGCGAACAAGACCCUCAUUGUCACCACCAUUCUGGAAAAUCCAUACGUGAUGCGCAAAGACAAUUACCAGGAUUUUGUUGGCAACGAUCAGUACGAGGGUUUCUGUGUUGACAUGCUGAGGGAGCUGGCAGAUAUCUUGAAAUUCUCUUUCAAGAUCAAGCUGGUGGAUGAUGGGCUGUAUGGGGCCCCAGAGCCAAAUGGCUCUUGGACCGGCAUGGUUGGAGAAUUGAUUAACAGGAAAGCAGACCUUGCUGUAGCUGGCUUCACAAUCACAUCAGAGAGAGAGAAAGUUAUUGACUUCUCUAAGCCGUUCAUGACCCUUGGGAUCAGCAUCUUGUACCGAGUUCAACUGGGUCGGAAGCCAGGUUACUUCUCCUUCUUGGACCCUUUCUCUCCUGCUGUCUGGCUCUUCAUGUUACUCGCCUACCUGGCUGUCAGUUGUGUGCUCUUCCUGGCAGCAAGGUUAAGCCCCUAUGAGUGGUACAACCCUCACCCAUGUCUGCGGGAGAGCAGGGACAUGCUGGAGAACCAGUACACACUGGGAAACAGUCUAUGGUUCCCUGUUGGUGGCUUCAUGCAGCAAGGAUCAGAGAUAAUGCCCCGAGCAUUGUCCACCAGAUGCGUCAGCGGUGUUUGGUGGGCAUUCACAUUGAUCAUUAUUUCCUCCUACACGGCCAAUUUAGCAGCCUUUCUAACCGUGCAGAGAAUGGAGGUUCCUAUCGAAUCUCCCGAUGAUUUGGCCGACCAGACCAACAUUGAGUAUGGCACCAUUCAUGGAGGGAGCAGCAUGACGUUCUUCAUGAACUCAAGGUACCAGACAUACCAGCGGAUGUGGAACUACAUGAACUCCAAACUGCCAAGCGUAUUUGUGAAGAGCACCGAGGAAGGUAUCGCCCGUGUGCUCAACUCCAAGUACGCCUUCCUGAUGGAGAGCACUAUGAACGAGUACUACCGUGGCCUCAACUGUAACCUCACACAGAUAGGAGGACUGCUGGACACUAAGGGAUAUGGCAUCGGCAUGCCUCUGGGAUCUCCGUUCAGAGAAGAGAUCACGCAGGCCAUCCUCCAGCUGCAUGAGAAUAACAGGCUGGAGAUACUAAAGAGAAGGUGGUGGGAGGGAAGCCAGUGUCCCAAAGAGGAGGAUCACCGUGCCAAGGGUCUGGGCAUGGAGAACAUAGGAGGCAUCUUCGUGGUGCUGAUCUGUGGCCUCAUCAUCGCCGUUUUUGUGGCCAUUAUGGAGUUUGUGUGGUCGACGCGCCGCUCGGCAGAGACUGAUGAGGUAUGCCCUCAUACCUGCCCUCGCCGACCCCGCAGACACACCCCAGCCUCACAUGUGUCUGUUUGUCAAGAGAUGAUCACCGAGUUCAGAAACGCCGUCUCUUGUAAGAAGAGCUCCCGGCUGCGCCGCAGACGACAACUGAGCAGUUCUGCGGCCUUACGACAUCCCACCCGCAUUGCUCUUGGAGCCCCCCGGCCGCUGCGCCUGGUCCGAGAGAUGCGGCUCAGCAAUGGGAAGCUGUACAGCGGAGCUGGCCCGCUGACUGGUGGAGCAGGAGGGACAGGACUGCCCGAUCUGGGCCCUGGGCCCCAAAGGAUCCUAGAUGAUCCCCUUGGAGCAAACACUACCCCGCCUCCGCCGGCACCCACGCCAGUGAUAGCGCCCUCUCGCAGCUGCAGCCACGUGAGGAUCUGCCAGGAGUGCAGAAGGAUCCAGAGCCUGAGAUCAGGCAGUAGUUUGGGUUCAUCAUCAACAACAAGAAUACCACCCUUAUCUGCCCCCCUGCCUAGGCUACCUCCACCCCCACCACCGUCCUCAUCCAACACAGACAGUGAGGGUGGAGGGGGCACCAGUCCAAGGCGGCUACGCCACAGCCCCCCAUCUCAAUCCCCCCUUCGUAUUCCUCCUCCUCCUCAAAACAGCAACAACACAGACCUGCUUGGAGAGCAAGAGGGAGUGUAAGACUGGAUAAGAGGGGGUGUGAGAAACUCAGAGAAAUGGGUGAUGAGGUGGAAGAACACAAACUAGAAAACAUUUUUCUUGUUUACCCUGAGGAAUGAAAAUACAGAACCAACUGUGUACCAACUGGUCAAAUAUUAGGCUGCUGUUACUGAAAAAAAAAAUGUUGGACAAAUCUGAGGGACUGCCCUUUGUUGAAAGAUGGCAUUCUCCCCUCAUUUCCUCAGUUCCUCUGUUCUGGGUUUCUUUAGACUCUGCCAGAAGUCCGUUCACCCUUUUGGUAAAAAUGAAACCUAACUGGAGGACAAAAAUGUUGGUCUAGACAUAAAAAACAGCAACAAAAAGACUUCAGAGAAUUAUUUACUGUUGUUUUUUUCUUUUUUGUCUUUGUUUUGUUACCAUUGUUCUAAGUGGGAAUAAAUACAGACUAUGUAUAACCCUUUGGUGGAUUUUAAAAUUCGAAAUAAACUGAUAACUUUUUUUCCAACA
Molecule: messenger RNA, 6218 nt
Organism: Cyprinodon tularosa
Lineage: Eukaryota; Metazoa; Chordata; Actinopteri; Cyprinodontiformes; Cyprinodontidae
Gene: grik5
Product: glutamate receptor, ionotropic, kainate 5
Exons: 23
Coding region: 2508-5732 (1074 amino acids)
Biological process (GO): synaptic transmission, glutamatergic; modulation of chemical synaptic transmission; monoatomic ion transport
Cellular component (GO): postsynaptic membrane; plasma membrane; presynaptic membrane
Molecular function (GO): kainate selective glutamate receptor activity; transmitter-gated monoatomic ion channel activity involved in regulation of postsynaptic membrane potential
Source: RefSeq, a predicted model, not a curated record